AUGUCAGACCCGCUCCUCUUCGAAGACACCUUCGCGAUUACGGCGAUCAACGCCCAAAAAUACGACCGCGUCUCGCGUCUAACUUGCAACUCGACUGAUGCCUCUAUCACUUUUACUCUGGAUGUGAACUCGGAGCUCUACCCAUGCGCCGUGGGUGAGUCGCUGUCCCUGGCGCUGGCCUCGACUCUGUCCCUCGACGGCAAGGAAGACACCCGCGCCAGCUGGAGAGAAGUCAGCAUGGGUGAGCAGACGCUGGCAAAUGACUACGACUAUGUCUGCCACGGCAAGGUGUAUCGGUUUGAGGAGGGCGCCACCAAGGAUACAAUGGCCGUCUUUGUUUCCUUCGGUGGAUUGCUACUCUACCUCGAAGGCCCGUACAAGAAGCUCGCCCCGCUGCGCAUCGAUCAUGUGUACCUGCUUCUCAAGAAAUAG
Molecule: messenger RNA, 432 nt
Organism: Penicillium alfredii
Lineage: Eukaryota; Fungi; Ascomycota; Eurotiomycetes; Eurotiales; Aspergillaceae
Product: DNA-directed RNA polymerase core subunit RPB8
Exons: 2
Coding region: 1-432 (143 amino acids)
Biological process (GO): DNA-templated transcription
Cellular component (GO): RNA polymerase II, core complex; RNA polymerase I complex; RNA polymerase III complex
Molecular function (GO): DNA-directed RNA polymerase activity
Source: RefSeq, a predicted model, not a curated record